This is a messenger RNA of Prosopis cineraria, 2116 nucleotides long. Its product is annotated as protein DETOXIFICATION 9-like. NCBI's taxonomy places the organism in Eukaryota, Viridiplantae, Streptophyta, Magnoliopsida, Fabales, Fabaceae. The coding region runs from base 162 to 1634 and encodes 490 amino acids. Gene Ontology annotation, molecular function: xenobiotic transmembrane transporter activity; antiporter activity. The transcript is spliced from 7 exons. Gene Ontology annotation, cellular component: membrane. Gene Ontology annotation, biological process: xenobiotic detoxification by transmembrane export across the plasma membrane. The record is from RefSeq and is a predicted model, not a curated record.
AGGAGCACUUGGCCGUUUGAGGAACGCCUUCGGCCUUCUUCGUCCUAUAAAUUUCUCUCCUCCCAGCCCUCUUCGGAUCAACAUUCAGCCCUGUCUUGAGCCUCCCAUAGAGAUAUCAGAGAGGAAGAAAGCUCGAGAGAGAGAGAAAGCUCGAGAGAGAGAUGGGUAAGGAAGAUGAAGCUCCAUUGCUAGCAAAGAGUGGUGAAGAAGAAGGCGGCAACAAUGGAGUUGUGAUGUCGUCUUCUGACAGUAGUACGUUUUGCCAAGAGUUGAAGAGGUUGAGCUCCAUGGCUGCUCCAAUGGUGGCCGUCACUGUGUCUCAGUAUCUUCUGCAAGUCGUGUCCAUGAUGAUGGUUGGGCACAUUGGGAAGCUCGCCUUCUCCGGUGUCGCAAUCGCCACCUCUUUCGCUGAAGUCACCGGUUUCAGUGUUCUUAUAGGAAUGGCUGGUGCAUUAGAAACUCUAUGUGGGCAGACUUAUGGUGCAGAAAAUUUCAAGAAGCUGGGGAACUAUACAUGCUGUGCAAUAAUAUCAUUGAUGCUUGUCUGUGUCCCUAUAUCUGUGGUGUGGAUAUUCACGGAUAAAAUACUAUUACUAUUUGGUCAAGACCCUGAAAUUUCUCAUGUAGCUCGGAUAUACUGCAUAUACCUCAUCCCAGCACUGUUUGGCUAUGGUGUUCUACAAUCACUGGUUCGCUACUUCCAGACUCAGUGUAUGAUCUAUCCCAUGGUUUUGAGCUCAAUUGCGGUUCUGUGUUUGCAUGUUCCUGUGUGUUGGGGUCUCGUGUAUGGAUUGGGAAUGGGACACGCUGGAGCAGCAUUAGCCAUUGGGAUUUCAUAUUGGUUGAAUGUCAUUGGGCUUGGACUUUAUAUGAAGUAUUCCAAAGCAUGUGAGAAAACACAGCUUGUGUUCUCUAGUACUGCUUUGCUAAACAUUUCAGAGUUCUUCGAAUUUGCUAUUCCUUCUGGACUUAUGGUUUGCUUUGAAUGGUGGUCCUUUGAGUUGCUUACCCUACUUGCUGGGCUUCUGCCUAACCCACAACUUGAAACCUCAAUUCUAUCUGUCUGCCUGAGCAUUACAACAUUGCACUACUUCGUUCCUUACGGUGUUGGUGCAGCUGUAAGUACUCGUGUUUCAAAUGAACUUGGAGCAGAUAAUCCCCACACAGCACGAAACGCUGUUCGUGUAGUAUUGGUGAUUGGGAUUGCAGAAGCCGCUGUCAUUAGCACAGCUUUCUUCUUCUGCCGUCGCAUAUUGGGAUAUGCAUUUAGCAAUGACUUAGAAGUGGUUGAUCAUGUUGCACAAUUGGUUCCUUUCCUUUGUCUAUCUGUGAGUUCAGACAGCCUUGCAGGAAUACUAUGUGGGAUUGCAAGAGGUGGUGGAUUUCAGCGAGUUGGAGCAUAUGUGAACCUUGGUGCUUACUAUCUGAUUGGAACUCCUAUUUCGGUCUUACUCGGAUUUGUACUGCAUUGGAGAGCCAAGGGACUAUGGCUUGGAAUUCUAGCGGGGUCCACGGUUCAAGCUGUUGUGCUCACUGUUGUCACAGCAUUUACAGAUUGGGAGAAAGAGGCAACAAAAGCAAGGCAAAGACUACAAAAGGAGUCCUCAGAUAAACCCAACAGCGCAUUUGUAUGAAGUGAAAGAGAAAAGCCAGAAGAAGGUAAUGAAGUAAAACUAGAGAAUGGGAGAAAUGAAUGAACUAAUAACAUCAAGUUGUUCAUCUAUGACUAUGAAACUGUAAUCUUUUUGUUUUUUUGGUUUGUUUGUUUUUGGGGUAGUGAAGAAUUGUUGUUAUCCGGCCAUGGAAAUAGAAGAGAGAUGAGGUAGGUGGAGACUGUAGAGUUUCUGUCGUUUUGUGUUGUUGUUGUGUGUGUAUGAGAGAGAGAGAGAGAGAGAGAGAGACAGCCUUUUUGUGUGUGCGGUGAAUGGAGUAUGUGAUGUGGGACCCAGUCUUUGUGGAGCCUUUUGCUGGCGAAAAUUAGGUACUGUUUGUUUGUUGUACAAAUAGAUGUGAGAUAUCUCAUUAUCUCUGAUUUUUGGACGGAACUUGUGGCUAUGUUGGACAUGUCAGUAACUCUUAUCUAAAAAGUAUAUUACCAUAUGCUCUUUUACUUUCA